Molecule: messenger RNA, 1665 nt
Organism: Prunus mume (Japanese apricot)
Lineage: Eukaryota; Viridiplantae; Streptophyta; Magnoliopsida; Rosales; Rosaceae
Source: RefSeq, a predicted model, not a curated record
UAAGACCCACACGAUUCCCACCUACAAUAAGAAAUCCUUUUCUGCUUUUUCUGCACAAAGUAUUUCUGAAUUAUUUCCAAGUAGUCCAAGACCCGUCGGAAGAACCCCCCUCCAUCCCGUCUUAUUUCUUGUCAGUAGUGCACGUUCCAGUUCCCGUUCGACAAGUGAGUAAUUCUUUCUCGUAUCAAAGUGUGCUUUUGAGAUCAGAGUGGCCUUACAGACGAACUAAGAGUUAUCUCAUCAACAACAUAUAAGAGAGAAAAGAGAGAUUCAUACAUGGAUUUCGUUGAAGGAGCUCCUUCAUCUACAGUUGAUAUUCCAGAAUUUUUAAAAUCCUUCCCGAAGCUGUCUAGCUCUGAUUCAUCUGCCAAUCUUGAUUCUUUACCUAAUGGUGCUAAAGUUGUAGCCACUGAAAGUCUUGCUAGAAAAACAUCUUCUUCUCAUUACACGUUAGCGGACAUGUUAAAAAGAUCAGACGUUACUUCACGAUGGGAGGAUGGUCGUGUUGUGAACGAGUAUCGCAGAAUUAUUCGGGAUAUUAUUGAGGAACUGUUUCAAUUGGAGUUGAAAGAUAUACGUUCUGGCUACUUGAACGAUGAUGACAUAGUCAUUAUUCAUGGUCGAGCAAAGAUCCCCUAUUUUGCGAAUCCUUGUAUUGAAACUAAAUUGUCAAGCUAUAGACAAGAAUUCAAAUCUUUGGUUUCAAGAAUGCUCGGGGAGAAUGCUGCAAUAGUGGAGUUAGUGCACUUCUAUCGCACGAUCGACCACCUUGGGAUGACUUUUAAUGACUUAUGGUAUCAUCCUCUGCUCCAAUCAUCUAAUGAGAGAUAUUUUUUCCCUCUUGACGCCUGGUUGCAUCUUCAAUAUGAGAGAAGACUUACAUGGAGAAAUAUGUAUCAAAAUGUGGCGAGUAAUGAUAUUGACAUCAACACAAUCAUUGGAAAAUCUAACUAUAAGGCUUUUAAGUCCGUUCUUUUGAAAAAAACCAAAAAGGAAGGUGCAUAUAAGAAUAAUGCCUUGGGAGUGUUUGAUUACUCAAGAUACAUACUCGAGAAUGUUAAUAAAAAUGCGGACAAGGACAAUGAAAGAAUUUCGACCAAGCAUGAAGUGGAAGAAGAGCUUACUUCAUUGUUCCCCACACGGCUAAUAGAUUUAUAUGAGUUCUUGUAUUGCAUGGGCAUUAGCAUGGACUCCUUACGGCUGCGAAGAUCAAUGUAGACGCAGAACUUUGAUCAUGAACACAGCUGCCCAACCUUCACGCGCCAAAUGCCAAAGAACUUGAUCAUGAUCGAUGUAGACGUAGAACUUUGAUCAUGAAAAUGAUCCUAGCUUAAUGGAGCCGAUUGCAUGUUGCAGCAUUUACAUUGCUUUUGCAUAAGCUAGUUUUUUCUAACUCAAGUUUUUAGUACCAUGCCUCGAGUUUCACAUGAUAAGCUCUUUGUGAAUGUUGGUUCGUAAUCAUGCUAUCCUUUUAUCCCAUGCCACUAUUAUCUGUGCUUUAUAACAUUUUGGAGCUUUGACCCCUGCCUAGUAUGAUUGACUGGUCAUAUCUACUAGUUAGUUGUCGUUCGGGUUUUAUGUUGCUCAGGUUGUAGGUUAUUUGCUUUGACAUUGUUACUUUUGUCAUAUUUUGGACCAAAUUAAUGCUUUUGGUUAUUUGAUUAA